AUGGUUAAACACUUGCCUCCUGCAGUUAAACAGCUCCUAACGCUCCGUAACCCGGAAGCUUGGCCAAGCCCCUCUGCUAGCAAGCUUCAUGGUGUGUUCACCCGCACCCUGAACGAGGCAAAGCAACGAAACGCUGAAAACGGAUGGCUCGUCCUCUCGACAUGCACACUCCUUACCACCAACAGACCGGCUUCUGUCGGUCACUUGUAUCGAUUCGUCACAAGGAGCGAGCCAAGCUUGGCUGAAUCGCGAAAGAGCCUUGCGGAGGUCGUGUACAAAGCUGCCCUCAUGCGGGAGGCCGCUCUAAAGAGCGUCAUCUUCGUUGGCGUACCUCGAACGAUUCUCUCCUUGACGGGCCUAAAGGACGCGCUCGAAGAAGACGUCUAUUCCGCGUUGCGGAAAAACUCCAUCAGGGAUGCGACUCCUCAGACCAUCGAGGCGACCGUCAAAAGGGGUAUGACGUUGUGGAAUUCAAUUUACCAGCCUCACGCACUCAAGCUGUACAACAAGCUGGGGGACCUUCAUCCUGAUUUCAUCACGUUCAUCAUCCAGGCUUAUGGUACGGUUUUGUCGCCCUUGCCACGAGGUGACUUGGAACAAGGAAACCUUACUCGCGCUCUUGGAUCGGUUGUCGGCGUCGCCACUCUCCGUGCGGAGGGGAGAGUUGGGCCUCAACUUAUCAGCCACGUUUUCGGUCUUCUCAAAGCCCGCAAUGAGGAGAACUUGAACGACGAAGACAAGUAUCUCUCCAGCGAUGAAGGCACCGAAUGGGUCGUACGUACAGUGGAUGAGAUUAUCGACGCUGUGACAUCAGAAGAAGCGUCCCUGACAAAGGGGAAAUUGUAG
Messenger RNA from Suillus paluster, 846 nucleotides. RefSeq lists its product as uncharacterized. NCBI's taxonomy places the organism in Eukaryota, Fungi, Basidiomycota, Agaricomycetes, Boletales, Suillaceae. The record is from RefSeq and is a predicted model, not a curated record. Bases 1 to 846 code for a protein of 281 amino acids. The transcript has 5 exons.